Molecule: messenger RNA, 4234 nt
Organism: Sipha flava (yellow sugarcane aphid)
Lineage: Eukaryota; Metazoa; Arthropoda; Insecta; Hemiptera; Aphididae
Product: cyclic nucleotide-gated channel rod photoreceptor subunit alpha
Exons: 14
Coding region: 1281-4013 (910 amino acids)
Biological process (GO): monoatomic cation transmembrane transport
Cellular component (GO): intracellular cyclic nucleotide activated cation channel complex; plasma membrane
Molecular function (GO): protein-containing complex binding; cGMP binding; intracellularly cGMP-activated cation channel activity
Source: RefSeq, a predicted model, not a curated record
GGACCGACGCCGUAGUGUACCCAGAUCGCGUACAUUGUGAUGUUGUGAACCGGACGGGUGUCUCGCCGCGGCGUUGCGUACAAAGAGUGUGUGCAAGAGAUACAUAAGAGACAGAGCGAGCGAGAGGGCGCGCGGCCGCGUGUCAUUACUAUCAUGGUGAAAACCGUUUUGUGAAUAAUUACACGAGUACGAUUACCGUUAUUUUUUCGUAUACCUUGUUGUGUGACGAGCGAGCCAAGGAAAAUUUUAAUAGAGAAAAAAAAACGAUUGUACGUGGUUUGAAACGUGAUCGCGAGACGCGCGCCGACCGAACGGAUGGAAAAAAAAUAAAUAGAAAAAAAAAAAAAUCGUACAUAAUCGAAAGGGCCCACGGCGUGUGCGUCGGUGCGGGGACGCGCGUGUCCGAUCCGUCUGGUCGCACGUCCAUCGCCGACCGGAUCGUACGUGGCGAGUUGCUGCUGCCGCGUACAACCACCGGCACAUCACCACCCGAUGAUAAUCGUCCAAACAGCGGGUCACGGAGGAACAAAGAGUUUUGAAACCGAGCUGUUCUAGAAUAUCGUGUACGAGUAAUCGACGACUUUACCGUCCACGGUCUCACCAGAUCUAUCUCGGAUCUAUCACGAAUGUGCAGGACGUAAACAACGUUUUACAAUCGAUGUUUCAUUAUAAUAACCGCGUCACGCGCACCGUUGGCGUCUGUUGAGCAGCGGUUGAACGGCUGUAGGAGCGAUCGUAGACAUCAAUGUGCGCGCCGUUGAGGUACGCGUGUUGAACAUUCACAGUGCGGAUCCGGGUGGGACGAGCGACGAAGACAACCGGCCGGGCACAGGAUCAGAAACGGUCGGCGGCGGCGGCGGUGGUGGCGGCGACGGUGGCGACGACGACGACCGCGGUGACGACGUGGACGACAACGAGACGUCUCGUGCGCGCCGGCCCAUCGACGCCGACGGCCGCCGCCGCGUUCCGCGACGAGCGUAAUAUGAUCGCGGCCGGCCGCGACGGUGGUGCAAACAAUGGUUGGCGGUGGUGAUACCGUCGUGCCGGCGCGCCGGUCAUCAUGCGGUCCGGGCGGUCGGGGCGGUCGCUCGUGCUACCGCGGUCCUGUUCCAGCGGCCACUACUACCGCGCACCACGGUCGGGUUUGUCGCCGUUGUUAGUUGCUGUCACCGGGCUUGGGGUUCGUCGCCGUCGCCGUCGUCACCGCCGCCGCCACAGCGGCCACAGCCGCGACGGCCAGCAGCACCGGUGCCGGCGCAUCGCCGUCCGCGCGCGCCGCCAUGAGGUUGGUGCAGAGCAUCGCGGGCCGGCGAGAGUCCGCGGACGCACAACCGGCCACGUCCACUAGCAGCACGCGGCUGCUGCACCAUGGCCAGUCGGCCGACCUCGAGCAGAUCAGCAUCGUGUCGUCCAACGCCACGCCGUCGCAAGUGACCUACGGCACCGGUCUGGCCACGGCCAACGGGCCCAGGAUAGUGCCAGGAACGAUAACCAGCACAGGGCGAAUUGGUGAACGACUAAGUAUAUCUGGCACGAGAUUAGACACUGGGAGUCCAGUAAGAUUUGGUACCAAGUCCAGCGUAGAAUCACUUAGACAUACUGCAGGCCGACAAAGUUUACUAGACUUAGUAGGAUGUAGAUUUGGCGUCAAUCGAAAACCACCACAGCACACUUGUUUCUCCAACUCGCGGGACUCGUUGACGCCCGCGUACACCAACCGAAGUGGUUACCUUCCGGGCGGCGUGGCCAGCUCGGACUCGGACAUCGCUGCCAAGGCGGGCGGCGGCCGUUCGUCGUCCGGGCAGCCCCGACCGAGCCGGGUGAACUUCGACGGCGCCGGCACGGGCGUUUGCGGCGGCAGUGGCGGCGGCGGUGGCAGCGGCGGCGGCGGUGGUAGUGGCGGUGGCGCUUCGGCGACCGCGGCGGCCGCGGCGGCCGGCAGCGGCGGCUCCGGGAACGCCGGCGGUGGAGGCACGGCCGGAGGAGGCACGAGCGGUCGCGCGUCGUACAACAACGCGCGCGGUUCCAUAUGCUUCGACGGUGGCCGUCAGAAAAACGGCGGCACGCGGCAGUACCGGGACCGGACGUCCGACCGCGUCAAGGGCAUCCGGUGGUCAUUCGUGUUCGACCCUGCCGGCCAGCUGUGCUACUACUGGAACAUGGUCGUCUCGCUGGCGUUUCUCUACAACUUCUGGGUGAUCAUCUACCGAUUCGCGUUCAGUGAGAUCAACCGUAACACGAUUGUGGUGUGGUUCUGCCUGGACUACCUGUGUGACCUGCUGUACGUGAUCGACAUACUGUUCCACUUCCGGACCGGGUACCUGGAGGACGGUGUGCUGCAGACGGACGCGGCCAAGCUGCGGAACCACUACAUGAACUCGACUACGUUCUACAUCGACUGCCUGUGCUUGCUGCCGCUGGACUUCCUGUACCUGUCCAUCGGGUUCAACUCGAUACUCCGAUCGUUCCGCAUUGUUAAGAUCUACCGGUUCUGGGCGUUCAUGGACCGCACCGAGCGGCACACCAACUACCCGAACCUGAUCCGCUCCGGCAGCCUGAUCCACUACCUGCUGGUGAUAUUCCACUGGAACGGGUGCCUGUACCACAUCAUCUACAAGAACAACGGGUUCGGCAGCAAGAACUGGGUGUACACGGGCUCGGAUGCCGAGGAGACGGACACGGUGAAGCGGUACCUGCAGAGCUAUUACUGGUGCACGCUGGCGCUGACCACCAUCGGCGACCUGCCCAAGCCGCGCAGCAACGGCGAGUACGCGUUCGUCAUAUGCCAGCUGCUAUUCGGGCUGCUGCUGUUUGCCACCGUGCUCGGCCACGUGGCCAGCAUAGUGGUCAGUGUGAGCGCUGGCCGCAAGGAGUUCCAAGCAAAAUUGGAUGGCGUUAAAACAUACAUGCGAAUGAGAAGAGUACCGAAUCAUUUACAGACCAAAGUUAUUAAAUGGUUUGAUUACCUCUGGUUGACGCAAAAAUGUUCCGACGAAGAGAAAGCUAUUAGCUGUUUACCGGAUAAGCUUAAAGCUGAGAUUGCGAUAAAUGUACAUUUGGACACAUUGAAAAGAGUAGAGAUAUUUCAAAACACCGAAGCUGGAUUUUUAUGUGAGCUAGUGUUGAAAUUGAGACCCGUACUUUUUUCUCCUGGAGAUUAUAUCUGCAGAAAAGGGGAAGUUGGAAAAGAAAUGUACAUAGUCAGCAGAGGCAAACUGCAAGUAGUCACCGAUGACGGAAAGUCGGUACUAGCUGUUCUUCGAGCAGGGUCUUAUUUUGGAGAAAUCAGUAUACUGAACAUGGGCACAGCAGGAAACAGAAGAACCGCUUCAGUCAGAUCGGUGGGCUACAGCGACCUGUUCGUGCUGUCGAAAAAGGACAUGUGGGACGUGCUCAAGGAAUACCCAACUGCGAGGAUCAGGCUCGAAGCAAUAGCGACCAAACGGUUGGAAAAGUACAAAACCGAUCCUAGUCCAGAUGACAAACUAGAAGGUCUAGUCGGACGACGCUGUAAGUCGACCCCUGGGAUCGUGGAAAGCCAAAUCAAAGUAGAAGAAGAAAUGUGGAUGCAAUCCAGUGAAGCUCUUUUGAGACCGGUGGCAACGUUUAACAACAACAUCAACAACAGGUCUUCUUUCAGUCCCACCGCAAGCCCCAGUUUCAGGUCCAACGCCGCGGCCACAUUGGAAUCGCCUUUAUCUAGUAAAUACUCGCUGGACCAAGAACACCAUCAUCAACAUGUCCAAGAAACUCAGAAAAAUUCAGCCACCACUUCAGGCGGGGGUACGGAUGGGUCAAUGGUGUCCGCGCUGAAAGCGGAAAUCAACCGACUCCAAGAGCGUCUGAUAGCCGUGGAAACGGAGAAUUUGUACCUCAACAAAAAAGUCACUCAACAGCGAUGGGACAUGGACCACAGACUCGCCGAAAUCGAGCUACAAAUUUGUAAAGACGUCGGGAGCAGUGCAGAUAGUAGUUGUGACGAUAACGAAAGAAACAAAGAGUCAAUAAUUUAAAACUUUUUUGAAAUUAGAUAUAUUAUAAAAUAAAAUAAAAUUUAAUAAUAAUAAACAGAUUCAUCUGCGCAAAAGACUGACGUCAAUAUAAUAUUAUACCGAGUUUUAGUUGUGAUUAAUUUUUUUUACUUUUUUUUUUCUUUUGUUAUCAUCAGGGUGAAAUUGAAUUUGUAAAAUCCAGAAAACUGCGAUUGUUUUGAGCUCAUAUGAUAUGAAUAGAA